UCUUCUCCUGACACACAUCACAGCUUAAUUCGUGCACGGGGCUGGCUCUGUCACCUAGGCGCGUGCACACAGAAGGUGAAAACGAGGUUAUUUGUCCUCACGCUCAUCUCCCUCAUCUCCCUCAUGUUCGUCAUCCUCAGCAGCUUCAACACGAAGACAUCCUGCUGCUGCGCGCCCGCUCGGGAGCGCGCACACGCGACGUCUAGCGUGGACCUUUUGUCUGCCAAGGACACGCACGCGAAUCUGAUAGAACAACGUCACGUCAGGUAGGCCACGCGCAUACGCACACACAUCAACUUGAACGCCUCGUGGACAAAGCAAAAGAGCGGGAGCGUGUGUUUUUGGUGGUGCGUGCACGUACGCGCAUCCUUUCUCCCGCCAGCAGCGGCGCGUGCACGUCGUUUCGCGGCGGUCAUGGACGCGGGCAAGCUGGAGCAGCACGUGGCCAGCGUGCACAGAGGAAUAGUCUUCCUCAAACAGGAGCACGUGACACUGUUGGCUGGUCUGCACGUGGAGAUCACACACCUGAAGAGACGCUGCCAUGAGCUGAGUCGCGAGCUGGACUCCAGGUUCCCUGACAGAAUCACGACAGAGGAGGAGGCCGAGCUGGCGACACGCUGCCAGGCGGCACAGCAUCUCCUGGAGGAGCAGCAAUGCAUGAUGGUGGCCGCUCGCGGGGAGCUGCGCCUAGGACGGGCGCGGGCAUCGGAGCUGGGUCGAAGCCUGCGCGAGGAGGAGCGACACUUCUUGGAAGAGCUGAAGCGUCGCAGCCACAAGAUCACGGUGCUGAGUCGAGAGCUGCAGCGUCAGAAUGCUGCCACGUCCACACUGUACCAUCAGCUGCACGCCGCACGCGCCAAACUCGUACAGCAGCGGAGCAGCACAGGGGGCGCCCCCCCGGAGGAAGAGGAAAGAGGAGAGGAAGAGGAUGAAGAUGAGGGCGAGGCUGCAGACUGGCUCCUGACUCCGCCCCCUCCUGCCUCUCCCAGCCGCCCCUCAGCCAGGCACAGUAUAAGGGAGGAGCGGGUCCGAGCAUGCGUCCCUCAGGAGAGAGUGACAUCACCGCAGAGGCCACACCCCAUGCCUGACCCAGCCCUCUUCCUAGUGCCCCUCAGAUACCGCCUCCUCCGCUGGAGCCGGCCAAUCAGACUGCAGGAGGGGGAGGAUGACUGGGAAGACAUGGACGAGGACGGGUUGCACGGGAGGGUGGACAUGGGUACCACAGAGGGAGAGACGGCGCUGUGAUGAUGGCGAAUGGGUGGAGUCACCUUCCAGCCAUGCCUAAUUACACUGUAUCCACAAUUAUUAGGCAAUUUGCAUUAUCGAUUAUUAGUUUUAUUAUUUAACAAUAACAGUGCUCUUGGUCAAUCCAAAAUGUUAAUAAACCUCAACUUGAAUAUUUAAGGAA
Messenger RNA from Dunckerocampus dactyliophorus (ringed pipefish), 1408 nucleotides. RefSeq names its product coiled-coil domain-containing protein 92-like. The transcript is spliced from 3 exons. The coding region runs from base 415 to 1245 and encodes 276 amino acids. The record is from RefSeq and is a predicted model, not a curated record. Lineage: Eukaryota; Metazoa; Chordata; Actinopteri; Syngnathiformes; Syngnathidae.